Messenger RNA from Dendronephthya gigantea, 1417 nucleotides. RefSeq lists its product as uncharacterized. Gene Ontology annotation, biological process: intracellular signal transduction. Bases 35 to 1306 code for a protein of 423 amino acids. Lineage: Eukaryota; Metazoa; Cnidaria; Anthozoa; Malacalcyonacea; Nephtheidae. The transcript is spliced from 2 exons. The record is from RefSeq and is a predicted model, not a curated record.
UGAUCUUUGUCCAUGAUGGAACUCUAAAAAAAAUAUGGGUGAAGAUGUCAACUUGUCAAAUAAGAAUAUGGCCAGUUAUCGUGAGAAGAUUUCGGACCCAACCAUCACAGCAACAUUUGUUGAGCCUUACUUAAAAACAGGUAUCAAAGAUGAAUUUGAAUCAGCUGUGAGCAGGGUACUGCAGUCAUACUCUGCUGACUCUGUUAGGAUGUUUUUAUGGUUCUUAAGGAAACAGAAGGAUCCACAAAAGCAAUGUAAGGUUGCGUUACAACAUCUUGUGUUCGAAGGAAAUCUCACAGUUCCACUUCAUGGGAAUGGCCUGGUAACAAUUCUUCUUUCUGAUGAAUUCGAAGAGGAUCUUAAAGUAAUUUUUAUUGAUCAUGCUACAAAUGAGAUAACUCUUUUGGGCUAUUUUCCUGCACCUGAGAGCAUAUUAUUUAACAUGGUUGUUCGUGGUGACUUUACAAAGAAGACUCAAUUCUUCUGCAGAUUAACACAUGAUGGAAACCAUGCUGUUCUUUUGGGACCACCUCGUUCUCCAGAAUUACUAGCAAUUGCUGUUUACCAGUUAUCACCUCCAGUACAACUUUUCGAAAGACGUUUUGAAGAAACACCUUUUGUGAAGCAUGACCCACUUGCCAUUGCAUUGAAUCCCUCCAGUGUAUUGCAAGGUCAGUAUCAAAUGGCUAUGAUUACAGGAAAUGAAAAAGAAAUCAUUUUGACUAUGCUAAACCUGGUAACGCUGAGACAUUCAAUUCUUCAAUUGGAAUCAGUGCAACCUCAAUCCCGUUGGCCAAUUUAUUGGAUGUACGGUGCUCGGGAUUAUCGUGGGGAUCGAAUUGAUUUCUCUUCGGAUGGUCGAUUCUUGAGUGUACCUUGUUACAUAGAAAAUGAGUCUAUGGAUGCCUGCUUGAUCAUAGAAGUCAGCACACUUGAGCCUUUGUGUCGGAUAUCAAUGGACAGCACUUUGGAUGACUUGUGGCUUACUUGGAGGUUUCCUGUCUUUUCGGAAUGUGAGACGAAACUCAUUACUUGCCACAUUGCGAAAGAGAAUGGUAGACGGAAUAAACAGAAAUAUGAGCUGCUUUUUUACAAGAUUCCUGCUAUGUACAGUUUAAAGAUCUUGUGUCGGGCCGUUAUUGUUGAAUGUGUCAGACCGACGUUGUUAGAUCAGCUUCCUGUCCCGAAAGAUAUGAUAGAAUUUUUACGCGGGAAAUAUAACCCAAUCAGAGACUUUCCUCGGGGUUCUCGAACGUCUCAACUGCCUAUACCGGAUGAUAAAACUUCCAGAUGUAACUUACUGUGAAAAGUCGCAGUUAAGUUGAAAGUCGAAAAGAAAAGACGAAAGAACGUGAGCACGACUGUAUUAAAGAUCUAAUGCCUGGUUUCAAUAAAGCCAUUAGUAUCGUGAACAUGA